ACUUGCCUGCGGGAGGUGGGGGUCUCGGUUGACCGGACCUACGUGCCCUCUGCCGCGGGGGGGUCAGGGAUGAUGUUUCAGUGCGUUUCCUCCGUUUAGGUUCACUUUAUUUCCCGGUUUCGUUCCGUAGCUGAGUCCACCGGGAGUGAGCGGCACGCUGCCCCGUCCCAGGUUGUCGGUGGGGUCCUGAGGCGGGUUCUUUAGGCUGUCCCGUUAUUUUGCCUGUGUGUUCAGAUCUCGCCAGAGGAGCCAUGACAGAGUUCCAGGAGAAGCUCCGCCAGCAGCACGAGGAGUCGAUGCAUCGUGAGCUGGAGGCGCUGCUCGCCACCGCCAACAAGGAGGAAGCGGAGAUCUCCAGGAAAGACUUUGACGGCUUCAAGAAGCUCUUCCACAGAUUCCUGCAGGUCAAAGGUCCCUCAGUCAAUUGGGCCAAAAUCAACCGUCCACCCGAGGACUCGAUCCAGCCCUAUGACAGGAUCAAGGCCAAAGGACUCCCUGAUGACAUCACCACCAGUCUCAACAAGCUGGUGGUGGUCAAACUGAACGGAGGACUUGGAACCAGCAUGGGCUGCAAGGGCCCCAAGAGCCUGAUCAGCGUCCGCAAUGAAAACACCUUCCUGGACCUGACGGUGCAGCAGAUCGAGCAUCUGAACAAAACGUUCAACACAGACGUGCCGCUUGUUCUCAUGAACUCCUUCAACACUGACGAAGACACCAAGAAGAUCCUGCAGAAGUACUCGCACCACCGAGUCAACAUCCACACUUUCAACCAGAGCAGAUAUCCAAGGAUCAACAAGGAGUCUCUGCUCCCGAUUGCCAAGGGCAUGGGUCUGAACGGCGCCAACACGGAGGCCUGGUACCCACCGGGUCACGGAGACAUCUACGCCAGCUUUCACAAUUCAGGACUGCUAGACAAACUCCUCGCCGAAGGCAGAGAGUACAUCUUUGUUUCCAACAUCGACAACCUGGGAGCCACGGUCGACCUCUUCAUCCUCCACCAUCUGAUGAGCCUGCCGGCCGACAGGCGCUGCGAAUUUAUCAUGGAGGUCACGGACAAGACCCGUGCCGACGUAAAGGGUGGAACUCUGAUCCAGUAUGAGGACCAUCUGAGGCUUCUGGAGAUCGCUCAGGUCCCAAAGGCCCACGUGGACGAAUUCAAGUCUGUCACCAAGUUCAAGAUCUUCAACACCAACAACCUGUGGAUCUCUCUGCCCGCCAUUAAGAGGCUACAGGAAAAGAACGCCAUGGACAUGGAGAUCAUCGUCAACCCCAAGACGUUGGACGGCGGACUGAAUGUCAUCCAGCUCGAGACAGCGGUGGGCGCCGCCAUCAAGAGCUUCAAAAACGCCAUGGGGGUGAACGUUCCCCGCAGCCGCUUCCUGCCGGUGAAAACGUCGUCCGACCUGCUGCUGGUGAUGUCAAACCUGUACAGCCUGGACGCCGGCUCGCUUACCAUGAGCAAGAAGAGAGAGUUCCUCACCACGCCACACGUCAAGCUGGGGAGCUCCUUCACCAAGGUCCAGGAGUUUCUGAAGAGGUUUGAAAACAUCCCAGACAUGUUAGAGCUCGACCACCUCACGGUGUCUGGAGACGUCACCUUCGGGAAGAACGUCUCUCUGAAGGGUACUGUCAUCAUCAUUGCAAAUCAUGGCGACCGCAUCGAUAUUCCCGCCGGAGCGGUGCUGGAGAACAAGAUUGUUUCAGGAAACCUGCGGAUCCUGGACCACUGAGGAUCCCCAGAGAAAACUGCCAUCAGAAACAAAACCGCGAGCACUCGAAGAAGAGACUCGAAUUCUUCUGAGGACUGUUUAAAUGUAAGAAGGUCAGCCUGUCGGGUCUUUAAUGUCUUCUCUGUAGACCUGAAGCUCCUUAGAAGGAAACUGGGUUGAUCGCUGCUGUGGCCUCUUUUUUAAUAAAGAAGGAAGUCUGGGUCA
This is a messenger RNA of Oryzias latipes (Japanese medaka), 1934 nucleotides long. Its product is annotated as UTP--glucose-1-phosphate uridylyltransferase. The record is from RefSeq and is a predicted model, not a curated record. Gene Ontology annotation, biological process: UDP-alpha-D-glucose metabolic process. Lineage: Eukaryota; Metazoa; Chordata; Actinopteri; Beloniformes; Adrianichthyidae. Gene Ontology annotation, molecular function: UTP:glucose-1-phosphate uridylyltransferase activity.